Fomitopsis serialis is the source of this 1546-nucleotide messenger RNA. RefSeq lists its product as uncharacterized. Bases 146 to 1546 code for a protein of 466 amino acids. The record is from RefSeq and is a predicted model, not a curated record. Lineage: Eukaryota; Fungi; Basidiomycota; Agaricomycetes; Polyporales; Fomitopsidaceae. The transcript has 10 exons.
AGAGAGCGGAGGUUGUACGCCUCAACCUACUCGUUGCUGUCGUCGACCCCUCUGCGGCGCUCUGUCGCCUCCCUCCUCUCUUUUGCCUUCUCCUCCGGUUGUUAUUCGGUCUGGUGCAUCUCGUCCUGGUUGGCAACACACCACUAUGUUCUCCGGACAUAUCAGUCUACUCUGCCUCGCCACAACUGUACUAGCUACGCCUGCCAGGCUUGCAAGCGGGCUACAUCACAGACGACACGUCUCCCACGAAAGCAGCCCCUUUGCUAGAUUAUUCGCAGAUGUGCUCCCUCGCGAUGACUGCGAACCUGCCGAUCCACAGAAUACCGUCACCGACAGACUAAACACUCUUCUCAACUCUUCCGGGCCAGGAUACACGCUUCCAUUGUGUGCUGGCGAGUCGUAUUAUAUUACAGCGCCUCUGCAGUUCGCUGCCCACGACCAGGAGAUCAGUACAUGUGCAGACUGUGAUAACAUAAACUACAUCAACGGCACUCGCGGGACUAACGGGCCCACCAAUGGCGGCGCUAACAUUGAGAUGGGCGGCGACAACUCCGGGCAGCUCAUUGAAUUUGUACAUUCUUCGACCCUCGGGGCUGGUCGUGCCUGCACAUUGCUGAGGGGACCUUCAAAUGCAACAAUCAGACUAUACAGAACAACGACAUGGGCCUUGCGGACUGACGCAUUUCAGCAAUGGGCAGAUGGUAUCAGUAUCAGCUGUAUGAAUACUGUUGUACGCAACAACAUGGUCAAGAAUCCGACUGACGGUGGCAUCGUGAUAUUCGGAGCACCUGGCACACUGUCUUCACCAGAACACGCUCCUGGUGGCAUCAACAUGGUGGACUAUGACCCUUGGGCUGGAAACUACACAGGAACAGUUGUGCGGAACAACCUCAUUAUGGGUGGCUUCGCCACUAGCGAAGAGGAGCCUGGGGAGACACAUGGUGUGAACUCAGAAGACGUCAUCAUAAAGAUUGGUAUCGCGAUCGGCCCGCUAUACCAGAACGUCAGCUUCUCCGGCACCGUUCUGAACAACCAGCUUACCGGAGCCUUCGGCUACGCAAUGGCCAUAUCCUCCGCCCGUAAUUUCACUGUCCAAGGCAACUUGCUCACCGGCAACACUUCAUUCAUCGGCGGGCGCGGGCCCAACUGUACCGAGGGCGACACUGUCCCGAACCCCACGGCGUUCGUCAUCGACCCGAGCCUCCGACGGCGACGGCCUCACGUGUAUCCAGCCCCAGCGGAAGGAGACUAUUGGCCAUUUGGUGGCAACCCGUCGAACCCGGGCGCGGCGUCAUCCAAUUCGUCUUCGUCGCCGACCUCUUCAACUUCGUCCUCGUCGGGCGGCCUGUCUGGAGGCGGGAAGGCGGGUAUUGCUAUUGGCGUCAUCCUUGCUGUUGCUGCCAUCGCCGUGGCGACGUACGUCAUCCGUCGUUGGGCUCUUGCGCGUGCGAGAGCUGGCGGCGCCGAUCCCUGGCGCAGGUCAGGCUACCUCGGGAAGGGGAAGGAGGCUUAUGAACGUAAAGUCUCGACAUACGCCUACUCAUAG